UUACCUUCAUACUCAAAACGAAACUAGACGAUACAAACUUUAUCAACAUAAACAAUUUCCAGGUUUUCCUAUUACUUCCCGAAUCCCUUUUUCUUCUGAGACCAUGAGUCUCUCUGUGCCAAUUCUGGUGGCGGCUAUUGACUUUGGAACCACAUUUUCCGGAUACGCCUUUUCCUUUCGUCAUGAGUUCGAAAAAGAUCCUGAAAAGAUCAGCACCACUAACUGGGUGGCAGGGGGUCAGGCUCUGGUCUCCCUGAAGACCCCUUCUGUGGUGCUGCUAAAGCCAGACAGAACCUUCCACUCGUUUGGGUUCGAGGCGGAGAACAAGUAUGGUGAUCUGGCGGGGGACGGGGAACAUGCCGGAUGGCUGUACUUCAAACGAUUCAAGAUGACACUGCACGGGAAUAAGAGCCUGAGUCGCACCACCACCAUCAAAGACAUCAACGGUGUUGAGAUGUCGGCCAAGACGAUCUUUACGAUGGCUAUCCGCUACCUGAAGGGGCACCUGCUGGAGACAGUCCGGAGGCGCGUGGACGCCUUCACUGACGACCUGGUUCGGUGGGUGGUAACUGUUCCUGCCAUUUGGGACGAGGGAGCCAAACAAUUCAUGGAGGAGGCCGCGGUAGAUGCUGGCAUCCCCCGGAAACAGCUCCUGUUAGCCUUGGAGCCGGAGGCGGCCUCCAUUUACUGUAAUUAUGUCCCUCUGGGCGUAAUGUCAUACGGCCAUGGGAAAACUGGAUCCGCCAGAUUCGAACCAGGAACACAGUAUAUGGUCCUGGACUUGGGAGGGGGAACAGCCGACAUUACGGUCCAUGAAGUGCUACCCAACUUGAAACUGCGGGAGGUUCACCACGCCACAGGAGGGGCCUGGGGAGGGACCAAGGUGGACGACGCCUUCUACCAAUUCCUGGUCAAGAUCUUCGGGAACGAUACGCUGACAACGUUAAGGCAAGAGAACAUGGAUGACUAUAUCGCGCUGUUCCGCGACUUUGAAACAAAGAAACGCACGAUUAAACCCGAUAUGACGGACAAAGUCACUGUCACAUUGCCAUUACGCCUGAUGGAAAUCUACAAGAACGAAAUGGAUGAAACAGUGGAAGAGGCAUUGCCGAACACAAGAUACGCAAGAACAGUUGAAUACUUUGCAGGCAAAUUAAGAAUUCAGCCACAAGUUUUCAAGGAUUUUUUCAACGAAACGUUGCAAGGAAUUAUUCAGCACAUAACAAAUAUCAUGAAAUCGUUUUCAGGAGAUUCUUUGUCGAGAAUUCUUCUUGUGGGUGGAUUUUCGGAGUCGCCGAUGGUUCUGAAGGCAAUAAGAGAAUUAUUUCCAAACAAAAAAGUAAUCGCUCCUGCCGAUCCCGGCUUGGCUGUGUUAAAAGGUGCAGUUUUAUUUGGUCAUGAUCCAACCGCUAUUUCUUCAAGAAUCAGUCGAUAUUCCAUAGGAUUUGAAGUGAAUGUGCCUUUCAUCGAGGGCUUGCAUCCUAAUAAAUACAAGGUAAAGAGACCAGGCGGAGAGGCAAAAUGUCAACAUGUUUUUGAAGCCUUGGUGCAGAAAGGUGAGGAAGUUCCUAUUGGCCACAAAAUCGAGAACUACUAUUCACCAAGCGAAGAAGAUGCAAUAACGGGGAUUGCAGUUUACCAAUCUGAUUCCAAAAAUCCUACUUACACAACCGAGAAAAACUGCAAAAAACUUGGCAGCAUCAAGCUUCGUCAACCAAAUGGGGGAUGGACGGACGACGCCCAAAUUCACGCAGUAGUGGAGUUUGGUGGCACGCAGUUCCACGUGGCACUUACAGACGACUGUCUCGAUGAAACCUACAGGGAUUCCUUCAAUUUCCUGAAGGACUAACUCCUCAGAUACCGUUUCCAGUUGAAUAAGAGAAAACAUUUGUUCAAAUACAUACAAUAUAUAUAUAAAUGUUGACUUGGGUUGAGAGCAACAUUGAUCAUGUGAGUCUCCCCGGGACGCAAAAAUAUCAACCGACGCAAAAACAUUGAAAAUAGUGACUGGUUAAUAUUUUUGGACGAGCUUACAUUAUAAAAAUUGACUACCUUGCGUGGUUAUCAGUAUAGUCUAUAUAGAGUCAUGGUGUAUAUACGGAGAAUACAUGUAAAUAACCGAAUUAAGAAUUAAUAACGUUUACAACAUUGUUCAGUGUUGUCUUAUUUGAUACGUGUAGAGUCGACAAUGGGUUAUUUCGUGAUUUGUGACUGAUCACUCAGAGCACGGAAUGCACGGUCUGACGUCAAACUUUUCAAUCUAUUGAGUAUUGACAAACCUCUCCCAAUUCCGUUGCUUUAUUGUAAGAAUCGGUUGAGGUGUAUAUAAAGAAAAAUAUACUGUAGCUAGCCUAUACUGGUAAUUCAUGUUCUUCUCACUUUAUAUAGAUAAUUAAAAAUAGAUUCAGAGUAGGAGAAUUAAUUAUAAAAAGUUGAGUGCGAAUUUAGUGCUGUAAAUGGAUACGGUAAAUAUGUCGCAUCAUGUGACACACAAAAAUAAUCAGUUUUCAGCUCUCAAUUAAGUGAGCUUUUCUGAUCACUUUUGGUCCGGCAGUCCGUCUGUCUGUUUGUCCGUCUGUAAACUUUUUACAUUUUCGACUUCUUCUCCGGAACCACUAAACCGAUUUCAACCAAACUUGGCAAAAAGCACCUUUAUGUGAAGGGGAUUCAAUUUUUUUUUUCAAAUGAAGGGAGAUAAUUAACAAUUAUUAAAUAUCUGUAAGUAUCUUUGAAAAUAUCUUUCUCUGGAAAAAAUAAUCGUCCAGAAAAGUUGUAAUGUGUGUGGAAGCAUCCUCAAGUAGUGUAGAUUCAAGUUUGCUCAAAUCAUGAUCCCCAUGGGUAUGGUGGGGCCACCUCGAUUGGUCAAAUAUUUACAUAGGUAUAUAGAGAAAAAUCUUCUCAAAAACCAAUUUGCCAGAUAAGCUGUAACUUGUGACGAAGCAUCUUCAGGUAGUGUAGAUUCAAGUUCGUUUAAAUCAUGAUCCUCAGGUAGUACGGUGGGGCCACCACCUGGGGUCGAAUUUUUGAUUAGGAAAUAUAUAGAGUAAAAUCUUCUCUCAAAAACCAAUUGGCUAGAAAAACUAAAACUUGUGUGGAAGCAUCCUCAUAUAGUGUACAUUCAAGUUUGUUCAAAUCAUGAUCCCCGGGGUAUGAUGGGGCCAAUUGGGAGGGGGUCAAAUUUUUAAAUAGGAAGAUUAGAGAAAAAUAUUUAAAAAUCUUCUUGAAAAGCAUUCAGCCCAAGAAGCAGUAACUUGUUGAAAGCACAGGCUGUGCAGAUUACAGUUCAAUCAAACCAUGAUUUCAUAGAGAAAAGUGGGGCCACAC
This is a messenger RNA of Magallana angulata, 3324 nucleotides long. Its product is annotated as heat shock 70 kDa protein 12A-like. The record is from RefSeq and is a predicted model, not a curated record. Bases 104 to 1849 code for a protein of 581 amino acids. NCBI's taxonomy places the organism in Eukaryota, Metazoa, Mollusca, Bivalvia, Ostreida, Ostreidae. Gene Ontology annotation, molecular function: ATP binding; ATP-dependent protein folding chaperone. The transcript is spliced from 6 exons.